This is a messenger RNA of Xenia sp. Carnegie-2017, 764 nucleotides long. Its product is annotated as transient receptor potential cation channel subfamily A member 1-like. The transcript has 2 exons. The record is from RefSeq and is a predicted model, not a curated record. NCBI's taxonomy places the organism in Eukaryota, Metazoa, Cnidaria, Anthozoa, Malacalcyonacea, Xeniidae. The coding region runs from base 5 to 598 and encodes 197 amino acids.
AAUUAUGUUGUUCUUUAUGGCAUUUGCAUCUACCUUUUACAUCUUGAUGGCUGAAGACUUGAGGUUUGAAAACUUUCCCAUAGCUGUGUUGAGCACGUUUGUUUCAAUGCUUGGAGAGUUCCAAUACGAUGAUUUAUUCCUGAAAGCUGGUCCUUUCAAGAAUUUUUAUUAUUUGAAACUUUUGAUGCUUUUCAACUUCCUACUUUUUAUGGUGGUCGUUGUAAACAACGUGUUGAUUGGCUUAGCUGUCGGAGAUACCCAAUACGUUAUGAAAAAGGCCAAAGUAGAAAGGCUGAAGCAACAUGUGAGAUAUAUGAUGACGGUCGAAUCAUCAGUUUUUGCUCGGCUGCCGAUCUUUCGUCGAAGGAAAUUCAAAAGUAUGUACACGGAAUAUCCAAACCACAAAAAAUCUUACGCAGAUUAUUUCAAAAGAUUUUUUACGGGAGAAAUGAGCACUUUCUCAAAUGAAGAAAGUGAAGACGAAGUUACUGCUGAUGUCCUUACACGACAGAAACUUGAAGAAAUUUUGAGAUUUAAAUUUGAGGAUUAUCACAAAAAAACGAAAAAAAUGUUUGCUCGGAGACAUUUCAAAAAUUAGAGAGAUGGUUAUUGCAAGUAGGAAAUUUCACCUUAUUUAGAUACCUCGUUGUAAAAGAAAUAUUUUUCAUCUUCCACCAAUUUAUUUCAACAUACAUUUUUCAUUAUUGAAUACAGAUCUUAUCAGAAAUACCUUACAUCUUGAUAAAAGGAGCUCUAGUGCUUAA